This is a messenger RNA of Dermacentor andersoni, 10058 nucleotides long. Its product is annotated as SH3 domain-containing kinase-binding protein 1-like. The record is from RefSeq and is a predicted model, not a curated record. Gene Ontology annotation, molecular function: protein binding. NCBI's taxonomy places the organism in Eukaryota, Metazoa, Arthropoda, Arachnida, Ixodida, Ixodidae.
GUGAACGUCUCGUGCGGUGGGGGCGCGUUUGCCGGAAGUCAGUGACACUUCCGCUGGGGACUACACCUACAAAAUCGAAUGACAAGACAACUGGAAUGGAGGCGCUGAACAGGAGGCGUGCUCGGGUGGCAUUCAGCUACCAGCCCCAGAACGAGGAUGAGCUGCAGCUGGAGGUGUCAGAUGUCAUUGAGGUGCUUGAGGAGGUCGAGGAAGGCUGGUGGAAGGGUGUGCUCAAGGGCCGCAUAGGUGUCUUCCCCUCCAACUUUGUCGUUCUCGAGGAGGCUACCCCGGCCUCUCCCCGUGCGGUGGCCACGGCGACUGCCAACAACCAGUCGCGCUGGGGAAACUCAGUCACCUCCGAUUUCCACUCAGAAAAACCUGAAUCUUCGGGGGACAUCACAGGUGACCAUUCGCUAGCAUCACUAGAAAUCAAGCCCAAACCCGUCGCCAAAGGCAUUGGAUUUGGCAACAUCCUGCCGGAGAGCCGCAUCAAGGUCAAAAGCAAAGUCACUGACUCGCCCAAUGACAAACGCGCUCUGGGGCCACUGAAGAAACCUGCGCCCCCCGUGCCAUCGGAAACUUCGACAGAAGCCCCAAAGUUGCCUCCAAAGCCGAUACGGGAGCAAGCCAAGGUGCUGUACGCGUAUGAGGCACAGAACGACGAUGAGCUGACGAUCAAGGAAGGGGAUGUGAUCACGGUGUUGACAAAGGAGGUGGAGGACAAAGGCUGGUGGAAAGGGGAGCUCAAUGGCAGAGUCGGCGUGUUCCCGGACAAUUUCGUCAAGCUCAUAAAGGAGGAGGUUCCACAACCUGUAAAACCGGAGCGGCCCGAGAAGCCCCCAGGAGGCAAGAUGGUGGGCAAGCCCGACCUGCCUGACAAGCCUGCCUUCCAGGAGUAUGGCAACAGCUCGGACCGGCCCGUCUCCAAAGUGCCUCCUUUUAAGCCUUCCGAAAUUUCUAAGAAAGCACCAUCAUCGGCCAGCGUGGCAGUGGUGGAAGAGAAAGGCAAGGCACCCGCCCCUCCCCCCGCUACCUGCUUGGCAGCGGCCAAGAAGCCCUUUGUCCUGCAGUCUCCACCCACCUCGGCAAGCCCCGCCCCCAAGAAGCCCCUGGCCCAGUGGCCUGUCCAGGAUGCAGAUGUGCCUCCGCCCUCGUCCCCACCCCCUCUGCCACCUUCCAGUCCUACUCCCACUGCUACACCCACUUCCAGCCCUGCCCUGCCCUCAGUUGCACCUCCCUUGUUGGCUGCUAGGAAGACUGAAGGGCAAACAAAAGAGGCUGCUGCGCCUGCCCCUGUGUAUGCCCAAGUGAGGCGAAUUACGGCCAAUGGAGUUGUCAACUCCAAGGAGUCUCAGUCGUCAGCGGCCUCGUCCAGCAAGGAAGAGUACUCUGAAGCGACAUUUGACAGCAUCGAGCCCUCGGAGAACAAGCUGAACCACCCCACUGCCAACCGUGUGCGACCUCCCAUGAACAGGAGGCCUCCCUCACAUAUAACAAUCGUCAAGGAAAACGGCAAUGAACCAAGUGAGCAGCAGCCAGCUUGGAUGAAGGAUCUUGGAAAGAGGCACCAGGCCAAAUUCUCUAGUCAGCCUACAUUUGAGGGCAAGGACACAAAGAUUGCCAGCAGCCCAGAGAAGGAGCUCCCGAGUAGAAUGUACCCUCAGAAAUCGCCACCAUCUGCGCACAAGCCCCUGGCUGGUUCCGUCAGAGAAGAAUCAGCUGUGCUGUCCCGGAGCCCGGUUGCCAAGGAAGCUCCGGCAGUGACAGCAGCACCUGUAAUUCUGCGAAACCAGAAGGGCCUGUGUUCAGCUGAAAGUGAUGUUGUACAGGAGCUCAAGAAUGAGCUAAAAUUGCUUCGCGAGAAUUGCGUGCCCAAGGAGGAGCUCACUAGCCUCCAGCACCAGAUCAAUUCUCUGAAAGAAACCGUGGAGUCCAACCGGAACCAGUACAGCAAGCUGGUGCGCGACCUCAUGGCUGAAAUUGACGAGGAGAAGAAGCUACGCAUGACCCUUCAGGUGGAGAUCGACCGCCUCAAAAAGCUGACCCUGACGGUCUGACCCAGUGCUGCUGUCUGACCGGGUUAGGCGGUCGCACCAGACUUGUGCAACCUUCCCGUCUGAAGGCAGAGAGGCCCCGGCACGCCGGCCACCCUCCAGCCAACUUGUCGACUCAGCAUUGGAAGACCAGUGUAGCCCUCUCCCUUCAGAAUCUCGGAAGUGCAUAAGUAUUUGAAUGAGGGUGUAUACAGGCUGCUUCAGGGCAUGUAAAUUUUUUAAGUAUUAAAUUUUACCAAUGAGUGCGUAUUUAUAAAUUGAGAUUGUGUCAAGCUAUAAAAUGCUGGCAUCAAUGGCCAAGCACUGUAGUAGUGUUUUAGUACGUAGAGAGUUUCAUUUUUUUUUUCUUUUUUGUUUUGUAUUGUGGUGUAACAAUUGUAAAGGAAAUUGUGGCAUUGGUGUUUGGUACAGUCGGCGAUGGUUUUGAAGGGUACUUUAGCCUUAAUUUGAGUCUUGGUACAUGUUUAGGAGACCUAAAAUGCGUUAGAAUGGUGUCUUGCAUUCUCAAGGCAUCAGCCAUGCUCUUACUGCGAUGGUGAUUAACAUUCAUUAUGAGGAGCUUUCCUUUUAGUCAAGAUAUCAGGGGCCAAAAAACAAUGCUGUCUGCGAUGCGAGAAGGUGUCGCUGAGUAGGCUUGAUAGCAGAAGUGGCUGUCCGAUAAGUAGAUCACCGUGCAGCUAAGCACUGGCCUAUUUAACAUCCAAUAACAAAAGUUGCCGCUGCAGUAUGAUCGCAUUUUGCAAGAGAAUUAGGAAAUGUGUAAAUGGUUUCCUGCACUAAAAUAACUUGCAUUUGUGUACUCGUAACAGUACCAUACUACCAUUGCCAAUUUUGUGCCAUUUAACAAUAAUACGACUACUACCAUAACUACUGCAACCAGCAUUGUCACCGCAUCUCGCUUCUGGUGAGCCCUGCUGCAUAAUAUUUGCUCUGGUGAUGUGAUUUAUGUGAGAUUUCAGUGGGGCUUGCUGUGCAUGCAGCAUGGAUGGAGGGACUUAAGGUGCGAUCAUGGCUUGCGUGUGAGCUUUGCCACAUUAACAAGGCUUAAGGAAUACAAAACCAAGUCCUCACUUGCUCUAUCUCAAGACUUUCAUUUACUUCUGUUAUGGAUAGUACAGCUGGGAAAUUCCGAAAUCACAAAAGAGUGCCGCUUUUAAAGUGGUCAGAAGUUUACUUUCAAGUGACAAGUUUAUUGAUAACAAAGUGUGUUCUUGUUGUCUGCUUAAAACACUAGUUUCAAGCAAGCUGGCCUUGGAUGUGAGUGCAGUGGUCUCAUCUGUUGUAUUUCCAAGCAGUGAGUUAUGCUGGCAUCAACAGCCCCCUUUUUUUAAGCAUAACUGAUAAUCUUUUUUUUUUUUAUGUGCUACAUAAUCUGCUUAUUCUUCUGCUGCUUGGGCUUUCCUUCUUCUUUUUUUCACCCCUUUGAACCCCAGUGUAUGCGGUGAUAUUGCUCAUGGCAAUAUUCACCUAAGGGAACCAUCUGCUUUUUCCUUCAGUAAGAGUUGGUUCAGUUCACUUUUGUUAGCUGUAGAUUUAACGGUUGAGAGUAGGUGGGACUAUGUGUAAUCGUUCUGUCUCGAAGUUUGCUUUUUUUUGUCAUCUUGUUCAAGAUAUUUUAUGACCACUGGUCUGGUUUGGAUGCGACACCUAUAAUUGGUGACAACCCAGGAAUUCAGGGCUAAAUAAAACAAUGUCCAAUUCAAAGUAACUGGUUCAGAAACUGUUCGUAGUAGCUGAAACUUAGCUCUGAGUGCGAUUGUUAUAUGCGGGCUUGACUGUACAUGUGUCAGCCUGUUAAGUUUGCUCAUUUCUAUGAUGUCAUGGCAGAGGCCAAACUUUCACAAUCAAUCUCUUGAGAACUGUGUUGCAGAGUGUGAAUACACAAAGGCUAUAUGCAUUGCGGAUUUGUUAGUAAAGCCGGUACUGAAUUCUUCGGCUGUCACCAGGUAUAGGUAGCAAUCUAAAUUGCUCAUUCUAUUAAACAUUGUCUUAUUACCUUACUGUGAUGUAUAGGUAAUGUGAUUUGUGGCCUGUGAAAGAUUUCUCGAGUGAGUGUAAAAUAGUUUGUUCUGAGCUUGCAGUGGGUCUGGUGCACGAAUGUGUGAAUGUGUGGAGCCGAUUACUCUGACGAGGUUGCAGGCAAUGUUGGUUUUGCUGUAUUGUGUAUUUCACUGAAGGUAAGCCAUUGACCUUUCCGAAUACAGUUAGCGCCAACCGUCUUGUGUUGGUGUGUACUGUAAUCGGCUCAAAUAUCAUGCACAAAGUAUCUCAUCUUUCUUAAUAUGUGUGAUUCAUCAUAACACCUGUAUAUACUGAAUGUUCAUUUUCAUUUGUGUUCUUAAUGGGUUGUAAAAGCUGCAGAUUAGUAUACUGGCAGCAGUGUUCUGUCAAUUCUUUUCCAUACUUCUUGACUGUUCUGGCACAUGUUUUGCGAUAGAAACUGUCAGUUUAGUGCUUUGGUUUUGUAAUAUCUUUUCUCACGGAUAAGCAAUAUAGUCCCAUACAUUGCUGCAAAUCCUCUCAUUUUCAUUGUAUCUUAGCGUGGCAUUGUCAGACAGGACAUGAAACUAUCAAUCUUGUCAUAACGAAUCUAUGAUGGGGGAACAUCUUCAUAGGAAACAUUUGUUAUGCUCAUUGAGAUGCUACCUAAUUUCAAUGUAAUCUAUUUUCUCUGUGAUUUGAAAUUCUUGAUAUUUCUGCAUGCAGUCUGGUGUUAGGUCUUGGAAUUGCUUGAUUUCAUUUUUUCCACCAUGACUUGUGGUCUCAUACAUACCCUCACUAAAUUUUCUAGUUCAUGAGUCUGAAAGUUUAUCUUUCGAUUGAUGUAGCAAGUUUUAUUAGUUCUUGGUGGGCUUGUACAAAACUGUGAUGUCAAGUCCACAGUUAGACUCGCUGGGGGCUGUCGAGCAGCCAGGGUUUAAACAACCUGGAUUGUGGAUUUAUUGAACAGAGAUAAAUUUCACAUCAAGAUGGCUCUUUGAGGAAAGACGUACGUAAUGUCACAUGUAGACUUCAUGCAAUUCUUGACUGCACAUCCCAUGACAGACCAGUUUUGGCCUGCCAGUCCGUGCAAAUCAUCUUGCAUUUUUUCGAAGUGCUCUUUUUUUAUAAAGCACCAGGACUAAAAAUGCGGAGGAGGCUUGCUUUGUGGCCUGAGCCGCUUCCCCUUUUGUAUAACCAAUUUAAUUGCAUACAUACCGUCAUUUUACACGGCCUGUUUAUGGCUUUGGAACGAGUUUUUCACAGAAGUGCAUGUUUUGGGACUUCUGACUGAAUUUUUCAAGUCUCCUUACUCGGUAACCCUAGCUUGAUGUCUCGAGAAAAUUUCAUUUCUGUGAGUGAGUGCAAUGUGAUUUUUUUUUUCCUUAUGGAACUUAUGCAACGACUUGUACUACCACUUUCGUAUGCCUGGCCAGGUCCCUGUUCUGAACAGCAUGUGUUACUCAUUGCUGGAAUGAUCCUCAACUUUGUAUUGUUAAUCUCGCAUUGUGGUUAUUGGAUAUCCAGCCAUCACUGACGUGAGCAUAACUUUGCGACAGUAGACAUAUGGCGUUUACUGCACUUUCGGAAAUGUGUGUGAUUGCAACUCUCACUCCACAUGGAAGCAGCGACAAAAGCCUAUACACAUACCCUUAUGUCCAGUACUGGUGUGGAAGGCACAAUGGCCACCACCUCAACUGUUUUAUGCUACAGGGUCAUGUGCUGGCCAUCUUGCCCUGAAGAAGAAAUUUCCUCGCGCAUGCUGAAUGUUUUUCAACCUAUGAUUUCUUGGUCAACCAUCACAGGACAGGCAAACUGCCAGUGAUUGCUGUAUGGAUGGCAACUGAUAACCCGAGCAGUUUUUGUUUGUUCAAGUGCUACUGCCCUAGCAAAUGAUGCAUCGAAAGUAGCAAUAGUAUUUAUUUCACUAUCACAUACACACAUAGAGUCAGCGAGGAUUGUGGGAUUUCAUUAAAUUUUGAAAUAGAGUAGUUUGCGACUGCAGACAGUAAAACUGUGCAGCACUAUGUUUGCGUAUAUUAGUAGAGGUUGGAAAUCGAACUACCAGGCUGGAGAAACUGUCAGCCUAUUCUAUGAUCCUGCAGCCCAUAGACUUAUGAUACCUAUUGGAAACAACUGCACAAUGCUUUUUGCACCAUGUUCACAGUGCUGCCAGAAUUAUAGCUGUGUCACUGGCGCUCUGUGGAGUGUGAGCUGCACAUUCGCAUGUUUUGCUGAUUGUUUGCCAUGUGUACAUCUCGCAGCUGUUAUCGUAUGAAUACACCUCUGGUGCUCUCAGUAUGACUGAGUGACACUGUGCAGUUUGGGGCGUUGGUCACCGAACUUGUACGCAGUUUCCCAGAUAAUACCAGCAACUCACAAGGUUGCAUGCAUCGAGAGAGUGUAGCUUCUAACAGUUGUGCAGUCUGUGCGCCCACAAUGACAGCAACGCAGGUUGCAUACUGUGAAUAGAACUAUUGCACCGAGACUUCUUUAACUUACUCUCAAGCAAGUAAGGCCAGUGCAAAAAAAUUUUAACCUGCGUCUUUACCAUUUCUAGAGCAGGUAGCCAUCUCCAGGGUCAUCAAGCAAUGUAUUCGUAUAUAUAGUACUUUUUUCUUUUGAGUGUAGCAUUUUGCAUCAGGCUUUCAUGUGCAAUUAUCUUGCCUUGGCCAAAAAAAGGCACUUGCUCCAGUUACCAUAUAGACUCGUAUAAGGGUCGCACCCUCAGCGUGGCGGCCCAAAAUUUGUAAGAAGAAAAUUUCCAUCGAAGAAGCAAUCACGUUCAGUGCCCCGAUGCCACACAUACGCAUCGGUGAAUUUUCUCAUUUUGCCUACUACAUGGCUAGAGUUACACGCUGACCUCUGAUGCCAUGGAGCAUUUGAGGAUCCAUGGUUGCAGUAGUCACUGGCUGCACCGACACCAUUUUGACCAAAAUGUUAGGAUGCUGUGGUGAGCGUACAGUUUGAUUUGUUGACCAUAGUUGUUGUGGCAUACUCUGAGGAACUUGGCUACUGUGCUGGGAAUUGUGUAUUACAAGGAUAGGAGUGUUGGGUCAUCUUUGUCAAGAGCUAGUGAAUCGGCUCUUCAAAGAGUCAGCUGCCAACAAGAUUUCACAUGUUUUGUGCAGGCUGUGACAUAAAAAUGGUAUAUCCAUCGAUUUUUGUGAUCUUAACAUUCCGGAUAUAAAUAACUGUACAAAUGAAAAGUUUCUUAACACACGGGUGUGGAUAAAAUGGGGGGGGGGGUGUUGGUCAUGCUCUCUUUAUGUUGUUUAAGAAAGUAAUGAGAACAUCCUACACAUUGUUCUCUCGUGUGAUCUGACUGAUAUAAAUGAGGCGUUAUUAAAUGUUCCUGUACUUGAAUAGUCUAGUGAGUGCGUCAGGAGAUAGCAAAUUUCUUGUGCAUCUUGUUAUCUGCUGAGCUAGCUUAUCUAUAUACAAAAGUACAUAUCCUUUUGCAGCCAGUGUGUGGCGCUUGAGUCUCUUCUACCUGCGACUGUUUUCUACCAUGUUUGUAGGUAAUGUGCAAGUUUAAAAUGCUGAAAAAUGUAAUGUGGCUUUUACGAGGCAAGCAGGAAGCAAGUUCAAUAACUUCUUUUAUAUUGUUUGUUUCAAACCACCAACCAGUGCGAAAUUUACCUAUCUGAAAGAUGUAUUUAUCUUCAGUAGUCACCUUGCAUCAUUUUUACCGUAAGAGCUUUGCAUUUGGCACAAAUGCACCACUGCAGAACCACUGUUCCAGGUUGCAGUGCUGACCGAUGACUCAUUUUUUUAUCAUUGAUUCUCUACUGGUGAACUGGGCUCAAGAUAACUUUUUUUUGGCCGAGUGCGCUGUACUGUAGAAUACCACCUUGAAGUCAUAUUUUUUUACCCUAAAUUUCUUUGAAGUGCUUGCUUUCCGUGGGUAAUCAUGUUAAGAAAACAAAUUAACUUAAGCAGAGCAGUGAUGUACCUUAGAGCGACACUAAAGAGAACAACGAGCUGUACCAGUAAGACGCUUCUGCAAUACCAAAAAAGCCACUCGUACGAUGAGAUGAAGCUUUAUAAGCCAGAAAAGAUAUAAAAACAAAACUGUUGUCAAUGCCAUCUUGAAGGUCCUGCAUGAGCUCACCGUGGAUUUCAACAGUACCUGCUCGGGCCUAGUUAUAAGAUGGACUACAUUGUAUUCUAAAGCAGCCAAAGACUCAACUUGGCAAGUUUUAACAACCCGCUGCGCCACAAAAUACUUAGAAAUUUGCGACAUCAUUCGACAUCUUGGUGCUGAGGUUACAGUGCGCAGUCCUCCUCUUACCUUAAAAUGAAUUAAAAUAGAGCUUUAAAACAAAAUUUUAAUGAGUCCAAAGUAAUUUAGUGUUUAUAUUCAGUGCCACUUUAAGAACUAUUGCUCUGCACCUCUAAAUGUGUUUUACUGGCACUUGAGAAUUGUAUUUGAUAGCAUUUUGAAUUGUAUGUCCCACUCGAUAGUAUGGUGCACUCAAUCUUGGAUUCUUUGGAAGAUACUUCCGUACUUUCUUAUUCUUGAAUAGGAGCUGAGCAAGUUGCAUUUGUCGUGGGCACACCCAUGCUUGAGAGCAUGGCAUCAGUUCUAUGGUACUUAAUAAAAUGAAAAUGUUCCUACAUUCCAGUUUGCAGAGAUAGGUUUCUUAAUUACCAGGUGCUAGGAGAAACAUGGUUAAAAGAAAAAAAAAGUGGGGCCCCUAAUGCUACUGUAACUCAAAAGGGCAUCCUAUCAUGGGGCACAACAUUUGUGUGCUAAAUAAAUAUAUUGCCAAUGACUUAGGUACCUUGACUUAUGUUGUUAGAUAGUUAUUGUAAGAUUUGUGAUGCAAUUUAGCAAUAAAGCUGUGGGUACUGGUCUAGUUGACGUGUAGAGCAGUGAAACAUUUAUGCCAUACACUGACUUGUGUGUUGCAUCGUGUGUGAAAUGUGUGUGCGCUAGCUUUGGUUUCGAGCACCAAUCCUUUAUAAUUCGGUGUGCACUUGGCUGCACUAAUCUGUGUCCCCUUGUACAAUAGUGUUUGUGUAUUGCGAAUGUAUUGAAUUGUAUGUCCGGCACAUGACAAGAGCGGUCAACACAGAGUAACAGUAUUGCUGAAAAGCAAACUUUUUUUCUAAUUUUUGUCAGGUGCUGUAGAUAGGCACAAGCAAAGGUGUUCUUCACCGAUGUCAAAUUAUUUCAGCAUUCCAGCUAGCGAAGGGCUGUGACCCAUUUGUCAGGCCGUCUGCUUUUUCUUUAAGCCCUGCUCUUUUGCAUGGCCUUUAUGAGAUUGGUUUUUGUUUUAAAAAUCAGUGCUGUUCAUUAUAAUGAAUUGUAUAGCUUGGUGUGUGUAAGAUAUGUGCCUAAAGAAUUUCUUCCUCUGCUCCAUAAAGUGUACGACAGUGCUGCCAUAAACUGAAGUCGACAGUGUUCUUCAGUAAUGCUCUUUGGCGAUUACUGCUGUAAAGAGCUGCUUGAGAAAUAUCACUACUUUAGUGCCUUCGAGUAAACAAUUAGCGUGGUUAAUGAAAUAGCUCGAGAAUCGCCGAGGAGCUUCAUUGAAGCAUGGCGUCAACUUCAGUCGAGGGCAGAGCAGUCCUUUACUUUCUGGAGUUGAGACGAAGUGACAAGGACCUUUUACGUGAUGGUGUUUGUUUGCUUGUAGUGAUGUAAUAUGCUGUGGCAGAUCAAAGCCUAAACAGCAGCUGGUUGCUUCACUCCUUGGAAACGUGGCUUCUACGUAGUCCAGUGAAUUGCUGCACGAAAUUUUUAAGCCUUAGAACUGAUUGUGCGUUGCACGCCUUUUAUGUGGCUACAGCACUGUUUAGUUGCGUAUAUCCCAACUCUGCAAGGAAAAUAAAAGCAGGGCAAUCUCCCCCCUUCUCCCCCCUUUUUUGUCACAAGAAUGCGUACACACUGUGACAAUCCUCUGAGCUCAGUCUGUAUGUAAUAUAAUAGAUUUAUAUAUGAUAAAGAGAAGAUAUGUAGGUGACCUGAAUGUGUAGCCCUUUCGUACAAAUAAAUGGUAUAACCACUGAAUGAAA